Messenger RNA from Ornithorhynchus anatinus (platypus), 5134 nucleotides. RefSeq names its product KIAA0586 ortholog. Gene Ontology annotation, cellular component: ciliary basal body; centriole. The record is from RefSeq and is a predicted model, not a curated record. Lineage: Eukaryota; Metazoa; Chordata; Mammalia; Monotremata; Ornithorhynchidae. The coding region runs from base 65 to 4945 and encodes 1626 amino acids. The transcript has 34 exons. Gene Ontology annotation, biological process: smoothened signaling pathway.
AGCAGCAGCAGCAGCCGCCGCCUCGUAGAGAAGGCGUCGCGCCUCCCCCCUGCCCCGGAGGAAGAUGGUCAUCGGUGCAGCCCGCAGGGCCCUGAAAGAUGAAACGGUUUACUCGCCCCCCGCCUUGCCAGCAAACAGAUUGCCAGCGGCCAGCUCAAGCGGAGCGUCGGACGCUCGGUUGAACGUCGCCUGCGCCCCAAACGCCGCGCCCCUGCCGGAAACCGCCAUGGAUGCCCCUCCCCGGGCCAAGAGUUCCGACUUUGGCCUCUCCGCCGCUCCCAGGGAUUGUCGGGAACGCUUUCCUGUGCGAGAAUUCCCCUCGAAGGAGAGCGGCAGGCCGCAAGCCAAAGACAUCUCCAUCUUUCAGUACUCAGUUGGCCAGAAGGAUCUUCUACGAGCAGCUUUAAAGCAAAAAGCCCAGAACGGUCCCGUUCCUAAAGAAGUAAAGGUGCAGCUUUUAGAAGACGCACGUCCCGGAAAGGACGCUCCUGAAGCUCAGCGGCCGGGGCCUUCACCGGCCGGAGUGGAUUCGGCUUCAACCGUGGCUGCGGCCACGGCCGCUGCCAUAGCAACCGCCGCCCCUCUGAUCAGAGUGCAGAGGGACCUGGAAGCCAAAGUGAACUCGGUGUCCGAGCUGCUCGGCAAACUGCGGGAGACGGACAGGCGACUCCAGCGGGCGGCAGAGCGGCAGGCCGGCGUUUCGGAGCGGCGGCGGGAGCGUGACUCUUCGCGUGACCUGGAGGAGCAGAGGAAUGCCUCUCUGGAGAAGCACCUCAGGCACCUGGAAAAGUUGCAGCAGCGGCAACUCGAUAUUCAGACUCAUUUCAUCAGCUCGGCGUUCCGGACGGGCAGCGGGCCCAAUUUGCCGCCUGCCGCCGCGUCUCCUCCCGCGCCCUUGGAAAAGUAUCCCUUGGAACAACGUGCCGUGGAACGGGAAUCUCGGCGGCCGCUUAGCAACUCGGAUCGACACCCCGGAUCGGAAGCUACCGAUCCCUCUGCGGGGGAAGGGUGUCCGAGACCGACGGCAGGCUUGGGGCGUGACAGAGUCGAGUCCCCUCUCGAGACCCCCGCGCCUCGCAGAUUCGCCCCCGUUCCCGCUUCAAGAGAUGCCGGAAUUUCCUGGAGGGAACACCCGGCGGCGGAAAAAGAAGACUCGCACACUCCGGCACCCAGAGGUGGUAUGAGCUUGCUGGAAGAAAUUCUGAAUAAUCAAGACUCUUCCGAGAAGUCCGCACUAAGCAGGCCAAAGCUAGGAUGCUAUCCUCAACGCAGUGGGUUCGCAGAACCAAGCAGGGUUGCCACUCAGCCAAAUAAAUCGUUUCCUUCCCGCGAAGAACUUGGAGCCGCCGGUAGAACCGCGGAGAAAGCCAGUGACCUUCUUCGGGAUCUGGGCCAACUGAAGAGGGAGAUGAAUGGCAUAUUACAGGAAGCCAAACUGUGGAAAUCAGAUAUGAAGGAUUUUAUUAAGCAAAAAGACUGUCCCGGCCCCUCUCGCCAUCCCGAUCCCGGCCCCCCUCGCCAUCCCGAUCCCGGCCCCUCUCGCCAUCCCGACGCCAUCCUGGAACCUCAGGGUCCAGGCCGAUUCCAGUGCACCCGAGCCCCGGAAUCCAUCGUGAAGGAGGCGGCGAGGAUCUUGAAAGGCGUGCAGAACAAUCGAAAGGUCCUGGAAGAAAACCUGGAGGCCAUCGUCCGGGCCAGAGACGGCACGGCCAUGUACUCCCUCAUCAGCUCAUUGGCGGCCAGCAGCGACGCAGUGGAGGAAGUUCGCAUUAGAAAGACGGUAGAUGAGUGGAUUAAAGCCAUAAGUAUGGAAAUUCAGGAUGAAAUGGCAAGAAACGAUGAACGAAAGAAAUUGCAUCGAAAGACUGAAAGGGUAACCCUGGCUGAGAAGACCCAGAUCCUGCAGCAUAGCAAGGUGAAGAAGAAAGGCACAGCAGACCCUUCAAGCAAAACUGGAUUUUCAGGAACUUUUCCUCAGAAUCGAACCGAGAACAGAGCUAGCCAUCAGAAUUGGAGAGGCUUUUCCGUUUCUCAGAAUUCACAGAAAAGGGAAGAAAGAAACGAGGGACUUCGGAAGCCAGCUGCGGCGGAUCAGAGGGAGGACUACCUGACCCAAGUGUACGGCCGACCCGUUUACCAGGGCCACCGGAGCACUCUUAAAAAAGGACCCUACCUCAGGUUCAACUCACCGUCUCCCAGAUCCAAACCGCAGAGACCCAGAGUAGUAGAACGCCUGAAGGGGACCAGGGUGAGGUCAGCAAAAACGCAAACCAGCUCUCGCCCACCGAGGUCCGUGGCGAUGAGUCCGAAGAGGCACCGAGCCCUUCCCGUGCCACGACUCCAAGAUCGGCAGUAUCUCUUCAGCCCCAGCCGAGAAAUGACUUCUCUGACGGGCGCCCUUGAAGGUCACCUGAUCCCUAUGGCUGUGCCUCUGGGAAAGACCCAGAGCGACCGAGUUUCUCCACAUCCCCUUGGAGUGGUGGUCGGCGAACCGCACCCCGUCACCGUGACUACCUCUAUCCCUCCGUCGGUUCCCAAGGCACGGUUCGCGGUCAAGAAACCCAACGUAGCAGUGUUCAAGGUGAAAUCGCAGAAAAAGGAGCCUCCUCAACUCACCGUGCAGGUGUUACCCAACGUGGAUAUCGAUAGCAUCUCAAACGGCAGCGUGGAGGCAAGCGAGAUGUCCCCCAGCCCGGGAGGAGCACUGGGUUCCGUACGCGUCCACACCCGGGCCCCAGAAUUCAGUCAACCUGAAGAUGAUCUUCACUUUCCGGGAACUAACUCCGAUGAAAUGAUUCAUCUCGGACAGGAUCUGGAAAAAGAGGAUGAGAGUCCACCCUGCGCCGAGCCCAUCCUGGAAUUUGAGAAUUGCGCUCGGGUUGUCGCUCGGCAGUAUGAAGGCCCUCCGUUCCCACCUGUUGCUCCUGCCCCACAGCCCUCUGCCGAUAUUCUGGUUCGAGUGAUCGAGAGAAAAGAGACUCUCGAAAACAAGCUGAUCAACUGGGUGGAGCAAGAAAUUAUGGGCCGGAUUAUCAGUGGGCUGUACCCCCUCCAACGGCGGCAGGCGGUGCCGGAUGUCAGUCGUUCCGAGAGCGAGGGAAGUGGAGCCUUAACCUCCGACAUUGGUUUCGUCCGUUACCGGGAGAACGUGGUUGAAGCAGAGGCUUCGUUUUCACAGGGCUCCCGAUCUCUUCCAACCAAGAGAUUGAGCGGGCUCAGUGGGUUAGCUCCCGGAGAUGAAAGUAAUAUCAAAAGGUUCCAGGCCAUCGCGGGUGGGCCGAGCAUCCGCCUCCGUCCGCAGACCUCAGUCACCGCUGUCCCGAUGGCGGGCGGCGGGGGAGUCCAGCUGUUUAUCGACGCCGGCGUGCCCGUGAGCUCCGACACCAUCGGUCGGUUCGUGAACGAAGCCCUGGCGGAGACCGUCGCCGCCAUGCUGGGGGCCCGCGAGAGCCGGCGGCCGGCUGCCCCCGCCGGGGUCGCCUCCUGGACGCCAACGUGGGAUUCUGCCUCGACCACUCCAGGGCCCACUCCACAGCCCACCCCUCCUCCUUCCCAUUCCCGGUCUCCUUCCUCCCAGGAAAAAGAGCCUUCUCCAGUGAAAACUCCAGAAUCGUCUCCCUGCCCUUCGGAGCGGGGCGGGGUUAUCCCUUCGCGGGAGCGAGCGGCAGAAUCAGUCAGAACACCCACCGUGACCCCCGCCGCUACUCCCCCGCCGGAACGUUCCUCGGCUAGCCCGCCGAUGCCCGUCCCGGAGGCCCCCAAGCCAUGGGGAGACGCGGAUCUCUCCUUGGACAAAGAGAACCCCAGCUCCUUUACAGAGGAACCUCGCUACCCAAGAUCAGUUGUAAUGUCGGUGGCGAAGGAUGAAGAACCGGAGGACUUGAUCCCCCCUGCCCCCCGCGACGCGGUUCUAGUGAACCCCCCUCCCGUUGGUCCCAGAACCCCCUCCCCAGCACCCGCCCCCAGUUCUUCUCCGUCAACCCAAGACAGCAGCUCGAGCACCACCUUCACCGAGUCCGAAACUCUGGACAGGCCCAUCUCCGAGGGAGAGGUCAUUUUCGGCACUGAACAUACGGUGGCCGCCCGAGCUGUGGCCGAGGAAGAACUCUCUCUGACCAACCUUAAUGACAGCUCUGGCAGCACUCUGCACGAUGCCCACGAAGUGGACGACGACCCUCCCAGUGAAGGACAGGUGAUUAAGAGGCCUCAUGAAGGAUUCCAUCGAGAUCCUAUUCUGUCACUUCUGACCAAACUCAACCAGGGACCAGUCGCUUCACAGCAGCCAGUCUGUCAUUUGGAGGACUCGGAGAACAGUCUAGGGGAGCUCAGCGAAGGCCAGAGACCUCGACUGACAGCGGCGGCGGAAAGCCUUUUGAUGGGAGGGUCGCUCCACAUGCGUCCGCCUGCCGUCGCUAGACCGCGGGUGGAUCUACCUUGGAAGGUCGACCGAGUCACAGGAGAAGUCCUCGGCUAUCCGGAUGCUAGUCGCGGGCCAAUGAGUGUCGGCGAACUGGAGUCGCGGCCGCAUUCGAACCUUCCUCCUCCUCCUCCCGCUCCACUUCCUCGUGCCCCUCAGCCCACGCGCGGAAACGAGAUUGACUUGCCGGAUGAGCCGCGAGAGUUUUCCCAGGAAAAGCAGGAGAAGACGGUCCAGCAGAUUCUACCGGCCGAGCGCAAGUCAAUACAAGCCCGUGUCAUUCGUGUAAGAAAUAGAUCCGAAACUUCGCUGUCCCACCUACGAGGAGAUCUGGAUCGGACACACGUUGAGCCUAACGUCUGCCUCACGCCUUUGCUGGCAGGUGGGGAAGCCAUGCCGCGCUUGAGCUCCCGGACCUCGGCCGCCAAGUUGACCGUGACACUUCCGCCGGCAAACGUGGACGACGGUUCUGUGAGCAUCGGUACCGCGUGCGGGGAUGGGGACUCGUCGGGGGCGGAUACGUUUUAGCCACGUCGUCCCCGAUGCCCAAAUAAAGCCACGGGGGCUUUCUUCAACCUCUUCGUUUACCAGACUGUCUAUUCGGACACAGGAUAAUCUUUGCCUUUUUCUCUUUAUCCUAAUCUUUUUUAUUAGGGGGGGGGAAAGCUAAGAGCGCCCAUGUUCCUGUUUUAAAUAAAAGCACUUUUAACCAUGAAA